This is a messenger RNA of Funneliformis caledonium, 256 nucleotides long. The record is from the annotation of a GenBank genome assembly. NCBI's taxonomy places the organism in Eukaryota, Fungi, Glomeromycota, Glomeromycetes, Glomerales, Glomeraceae.
GAAGACGUGCUAGAUGGAUCAUGGAACUGCAACAACAUCAUUUUACCAUUGAACAUAGAGCAGAAAAACAUAAUGCAAAUGCCGAUGUAUUGUCUCGCAUGUAUGAUGAAGAAACUGCUGAAUGUUUUAUUAUUGACCUUAUCGAAACAGAUAUAGCUGACAAUGAAUAUGAAAACAAUAGUAUAAAGGAAGAUAUAGAAUGGCAUAUUACUUCUCCCGAAUCUGGAGAAAAUGAUGAAUGGUUCAAAGAGGAAUU